AAAAAAAAAAAAAGAAUCCCCGCAAUUUAUUACACAAAAAACGUCAAAAAGGAAACAAAGUGUUGACUGAUGAGUCCCUGUCCAAGUGAGUUGAGUUCUUGAUAUUCAAUUACCAUGGAGUUGCUAACCCCUUCUCCUCCAAAUUUCCCUUCUAUGGCCACUUUCAGACGUGGGUUUUACAGAACUAGCCAAAUUAUGAUCACUCCUCAAUCAACUGAAAUUGUUGAAGAAGAAGAACAACAAGGGUCUCAAAAAGUAUAUGUAGCAGUUGGGAAAUCUUUUGAUAGAGCUGUUGCUUCACUUCAAUGGGCUUUUAAGACAUUUGGGAACUCCGAGAUUUGCAUUCUUCAUGCUCUUGAACCUUCUUCAUAUAUACCUACUUUGUUGGGAAGAUUGCCAGCUAUUCAAGCUAAUGCAGAAGCGGUAUCUGCAUUUCGAAAUGCGGAGAGAGAAGGGGCUAGGAAACUUCUAUCUCGUUGUUUGAGCGUAUGCUGCAAAUCAAAGGUUAAAGCAAGUGUUGUCAUAGUUGAAGCAGAUCAAGUCCUAAAAGGAAUUCUAGAUUUUGUCAACAAAAAUAACAUCAGAAAGCUUAUAAUUGGGGCUAUACCAGAUUGUGCGAAGGUUAAGAAAAGCUCCAGGAAAGCAAGUUAUGCUGCCACAAAUUUCCCUUCAUUCUGUGAAAUAUUCUUUGUCUACAAAGGAAGAUUAAUCUGGAGUAGACAACCUCCUGAAUGCUCAAGCUUCAUUGAACCUAUCUCUCCUAAUACUCGAGUAACGGCAGUUGAUGUAUGCGGUUUAAGAUCUCGGUCUCUAAAUUCUUGCAAGAACGAGGUUAUCCUCUCCCCAGAACGUGCUCGGUCAAGCUUGUCUAGGGACCUGUUGUCAUCUGGAAUUAAAAGUUCAAUUCUUGAAGACAAGAUUUCUGAUUUACAGUUCAACAACAUUUCUUCUACCAGCAGAAGCAAUCUGAUUAGUGUUCCUAGUUUAUCUAUGUCAACAAGUUCUACUCUUGAUACCAGUUGUGCUACUUCUGCUGAACAAAUGGUGUCUGCUGAUGUGGAGAUGGAAAGUUUAUACAAACGGCUGGAAGAAGUCUGCAAAGAAUUUGAAUCAUCAAAGAAAGAAGCUUAUGCAGAGAGGCUUAAGCGCAAAAAACUGGAAGCUGAAGCUGAGGAAGCCAUCAGAAAGGUAGAAGCCUUUGAAUCUGCUCAUGCGCAUGAAGUUGAACUGAGGAAGGAAGCUGAGGUUGCUCUGGAAACUACAUUGCUGGAACAAGAAAAUCUCUUGAAGGAGAAAAAAGAGAAAACUUAUGAGCUGCGCAAGGCCAUGAGAAAUAUAGCCCUCCUCGAUAGUCGUGUACAGCACAACAAUCAGCGAUCUGAAGAAAUUGGUCGAGAAUUGACGUUGAUUCAUUCCUCCAUAGCAACUCUCCAGCAGGAGAAGCAGAAACUUCAGCAGCAAACCACUGAAGCCGUGCACUGGAUUAAUUCGUGGAAGAAUCGUGGAAAAGAUGGAGGACUAAGUGCAAAUGACUUGACUGAGUGCUCUGUAUCACUUGAGUUGGUUGAAUUUUCACUCUCCGAUCUGCAGACAGCAACGUGUGACUUUUCUGAGAGCUUCAGGAUUGGUCAGGGAGGAUAUGCUGAUGUGUUUAAAGGAGAACUCUCAGAUAAAACCGUUGCCAUUAAGCAGUUGCAUCCACAUAAUAUGCAACGGCAGUCACAUUUUUUUGAACAGGUGGAAAUUCUAGCUAAGCUACGUCAUCCUCAUCUGGUCACAUUACUUGGUGUAUGUCCAGAAGCUUGGUGCCUUGUUUAUGAAUAUUUUCCUGGCCUGAGCCUCCGAGACCGCCUGUUUUACAAAAACAACAUUAGUCCCAUGAAUUGGAAGAUGCGAGCACAAAUUAUUGCUGAAAUUGCAAGUGCGCUUCUGUUUUUGCACUCUUCCUACCCUGAAAAGAUUGUACAUGGGGAUCUGAGGCCUGAGAAUGUGCUCCUUGAUUCCACCGGCAGCUGCAAAAUAUGUGAUGUCGGGAUAUCUAGGCUGAUUCCUAAACAAGCCCUACGAUGCCCAAGUUUUGAUCGUCUUAGUGAACCAAAGGGUCUCUUUUCCUACACUGAUCCUGAAUUUCAUGUAACUGGAACUCUGACACCUAAAUCGGACAUUUACGCACUUGGACUUAUUAUCCUUCAAAUGCUCACUGGAAAAACUGUAGCAGGACUAGUGAGUGAAGUACGCAGGGCAGUCUCAUGUGCACAAUUAGAGUCUCUUUUGGAUUCAUCUGCUGGAGAAUGGUCUACAUUUGUGUCAAGGAGGUUAGCACAACUGGCGUUGCAAUGCUGUGAAGUAAACAGUAGGGAUAGGCCUGAGCUGGCACUGGCCCUUGUAAUGGAGCUACAGAAUUUGAAUAAGUUGGAAGAGCAAUCAGUGCCCUCCUUUUUCUUAUGUCCAAUUCGUCAGGACAUAAUGCAUGACCCUCAGGUCGCUGCAGACGGGUUCACAUAUGAAGGAGAGGCCAUUCAAGGAUGGCUGGGAAGUGGUCAUGAUACUUCUCCGAUGACUAAUUUGAAGCUAAGCCAUUUGGAUCUAACUCCCAACCAUGCUCUACGACUUGCUACCCGAGAUUGGGUCUGCAACUUAUAAAUCCUCAGAUAGCAGUAACGUAGAAUUUUGUAAAUCAAUAUGUAUGUAUUCUAGGAGCCUAGGAUACACAGGUAAGCUUAGAACUAGCCUUGCAAAUACAUGGAAAAUAACCGCGUAUCAUAGGAUCUCUUAUACAACAAAAUGGAAAGACAUUGUGUUGAUAACAGUCUAAGAGAACAUUGAAAUUGUCUCAGGGACAAUGUAAUAGUUAUAAAAAUAUAGACUGUUUUUAUGUACUCU
Molecule: messenger RNA, 2883 nt
Organism: Lycium barbarum (goji berry)
Lineage: Eukaryota; Viridiplantae; Streptophyta; Magnoliopsida; Solanales; Solanaceae
Product: U-box domain-containing protein 33-like
Exons: 7
Coding region: 115-2643 (842 amino acids)
Biological process (GO): protein phosphorylation; protein ubiquitination
Molecular function (GO): ATP binding; ubiquitin-protein transferase activity; protein kinase activity
Source: RefSeq, a predicted model, not a curated record